Messenger RNA from Neoarthrinium moseri, 1077 nucleotides. RefSeq lists its product as uncharacterized. Bases 1 to 1077 code for a protein of 358 amino acids. The record is from RefSeq and is a predicted model, not a curated record. The transcript has a single exon. Lineage: Eukaryota; Fungi; Ascomycota; Sordariomycetes; Amphisphaeriales; Apiosporaceae. Gene Ontology annotation, biological process: regulation of DNA-templated transcription. Gene Ontology annotation, molecular function: zinc ion binding; DNA-binding transcription factor activity, RNA polymerase II-specific.
AUGCCGCGACCGCUUCGCACAAGCUGCGACCGCUGUCACUCUCAAAAGCUCAAAUGCCCCAAACAGCCUGGUAUUGCAAUAUGCACGAGAUGCGCCAAAGCCGGCGCGUCAUGUGUCUUCAGUGCAGCCGGGCCCAGCGCUCGCCGAACACCGCUCUCCUUAGGCCACGAGGACUUCGGCUUGCAGCCUCAGCUGGGCGGUUUCGACGUGGACCUGGAUUGGUUCUCAGGCGGCAGCCUCAACAGUGGCCAGCCCGACGCGCCAUUUCAUAGCCAGACCAUCCUGCAUCCGGACCUGUCGUCCAUCCAGGAUGAGCACCCAAGAUCAGCCUGCGUGAGACAAUUGUUAAGCUUGGCGCAGGAUUUUGAUCACACUUCCGCCAGCAUACCUUCGGAGUCGCAGUUGCAUAUGGACAAGGAUGCCCCGCUGCCCGAUGUGGUGGCUUCGUGGGCAGAGAAGUAUGGACAGAGGCAAUGCCUUGAGCAAUUAUUUGCAUCAGGACAGAGGUUAUUAGACUUGUAUUACAAUACCAUACGACUCAUCUUCGAGCAGCCAGGUGGAGAUGCUUGUGAGGAUGGCAACUGCCUUCACCGCCAGGAUCUUCCCGCUGAUGUGGAGGAGAAGCUGGCUGAAGCCCUCGUCGUCGAUCACGGGAAACCAACGCCGAUGGACCCCUUCGUCUUCAACCUCCUGGUCAUAUGCCAUACUCGGUUCAAUGACAUACUGACUCUUUUGAUGGUGCACAUGAAGACCUGUGUCCGGGUCCACUUUGCGUCGCCAACAGCAAGCGAUCCAAAGUUGCAUAUUCCCGCCCUCAAGGUCGGUAGCUUCGUUGCCUCACCUGAGUCGUCUUCCUCGAUGCAGGCUGUCUUGUUGGUACACAUCGCGUCUGUACUUGUGGAUCGUGCCAAACAACUGGCGGAGAAGGUCCAGACCGCAACCAAAGAAGAAAAGUCUACGACGAAGGCACAAAUGUUCCGGCUUCAAUGUCAGGCACUUGUCGAGGAGGGGGAAUCGAAUGUCAUUGCGCUCAAGAAGGUUCGCGAUGUCCUAGUCCAUAUAGGGUGGAUGCGAUGA